Messenger RNA from Lethenteron reissneri (Far Eastern brook lamprey), 5010 nucleotides. RefSeq names its product polycomb group ring finger 5 (gene PCGF5). The record is from RefSeq and is a predicted model, not a curated record. Lineage: Eukaryota; Metazoa; Chordata; Hyperoartia; Petromyzontiformes; Petromyzontidae.
GUGUGAGUGGUCGUAGCGAGUGGUGGUGGUGGUGGGGGGGGGGAGCCCCUCUGGCUCCAAGCUGCCACACGGGGCCAGGAGGAGGAGGAGGAAGAGGAGGAGGAGGAAGAGCACGAAGCGUGACGCGUGCGGCGUUCACGUCAAACAUCCACAUCGGCGCCAUCCAACAUUGACCGUCACCGACAAGGGAGAGAGACAGGGAGAGGGGCAGGGAGAGAGGCAGGGAGGGAGGGAGGCUGAUUCUUCUGCUACUACUCCAGUACCACCAACCACCACCACCGCCAGCCACACUUUUAGCUGCCCCCGGGACACACGGAUUGAGCCGGUUCGUUAUUGAGGCGUUCAAGCCCAAGUUUGGAAGUCGCUGGAUGAACACAAAUUCAUUGCUUUCACCGCCGGAGAAAUCCGACGGCCAGAGAGACACGAAAGUUUUGGCAUCCAGCUGUCCCUCUGGUCUCCUGCAGAGGUGAAAAUGAGAUUUCCCAAAAUCAGCAACAGCUAAGUAUUGAACGGGGGAGCAGAUAUCUCAAGGAAGUGCGUGGAAAAAAAGAUAAUUUCCUCGUCACCCCCUCUUUAAUUCGUUGUUGCUGUCGUCACCACUGGCAACACAUUUAUUUAUUUUAUAAGACUCCCACGACACCUGGGCUCCGGCAUUGCAUGGUGGCGGUGGCGAUGGCGAUGGCGACGGCGACGGUGCGGCGAGCGCGCGCCCGGGACCUGAACCCGUUCGUGACGUGCUCCCUGUGCCGCGGAUACCUCAUCAAGCCGACGGCCGUCACCGAGUGUCUGCACACCUUCUGCAAGAGCUGCAUUGUGCAGCACUUUGAAGAGAGCAACGAGUGCCCCAAGUGUGGCAUCCAGGUGCACGAGACCAACCCUCUGGAAAUGUUGAGGCAGGACAAGACUUUGGAGGAAAUCAUCUUCAAACUUAUCCCUGGCCUGAGAGAGUGUGAAGAAAAGCGAGAACGUGACUUUUGGAACGCGCAGAGAAAUCAAGAGUACCGGAACGAUGAAGAGAACAGGCCCAAGAGGCUGAAGCUGGAGGACGACAGUCCGUGUGGAAACGGAGACUUCCACCGGAGCGACCCGCAGAUCGCCAUUUUCCUCGACUGCCUACGCAGCAACGGGCAAGGGGGCGACACUGCUGUCGAGAGCCUGAUGAAGCGCUUCAUAAAAUGCUCCAAGCGGGUGACUGUGGGGACCAUCAAAAAGUUCCUGAGUUUCAAACUGAAACUUCCCAGCAAUUACGAGCUGGACGUCCUGUGCAACGGAGAGAUCAUGGGCAAAGACCACACUAUGGAGUUCAUCUACAGAACCCGGUGGAGAAUUAAAGAAGGCGACUCCUUCCCGAUGAUCUUGCAGUAUCGCCCAAAAGUCGACUUCAGCUACAUGUGAACAGUUUUUAACAGAAGUAUACCUUUUUGCACUAAGAAUUGAAUGUACGGGAUUCCAAAAGCUAGAGUGGUCAGUAAAAAAAAACCUGAAUGAUGUUAUAUAUUUGCUAUUCUAGAGAGUAUAUAAGUUUUCAUAGCUGGCUAAUAGGAAACGAGGCUGGAACUUAUGUAGCACGACAAAGGUCAGUUUAAGUUCAUAUUUUAAAUAGUAAAGAGACGAGACGUUAGCACUUACAUUGAGCCCAGUAUCCUUCGGUGGCUGCCGCCAUGCUCCCUUCUUUUGAACCAACUCCGCUCUGUGCUCACCGCCUGCCAGUAUUUCUUACAAACAACUAGACUGCGUGCUUCUCAAGGGCCUAGGUCGCGUCGCGUGACAUGGAACCCCUCCACCCUACGCUGCGUCCUCCGGUGAAACGACAUCGGUGCAAAUUCCAUUCAAUCCCAGAAUGUAUUUGAGUGCGGUGGUCGACCCACGUCUCGUUGCGGGACGAUGUUUUUUUGUUUGUUAGCAAUGUUUGGCUCCCAAUGAUGACCAUCUGCUGUUUGGUCCUCCCUCUGAAGGAGCACAUGGGUGGCAUUACAAUGAGAUGACGAAGUGAAGACCUGUGUCCCGACGUGGUUGGAGCAGAGAGAGAGACUCUUCUUCUGUUGCGGCAUUGUGCAUCUAGGCGUUUGUGCACGGGGUGGGAAACGUGCCGCAGCGUGGAUAAGGAAGAAAUAGCCGGGCCGCCACGAUCCAGGAGUUUAAAACUCUUUUUGGUGAACAAAAGUCCAGGAAUGACUUGGACCACCCUUGUACUUUCACCGGGAAUACACUUUUGAGAAUCCCAUUUAAAUUCUGAGUUAGAUCUCGUACCAGAUAGCAACGAAAAAAAUUUGCUCUAUUUACAAUUUACAAAAUCGAGAGUCGUUAAUCAAGUAAAUCAUGCUGUGCUGUUUAAGACGUAAAUACUAGACGUUAUAAUACAAUAAUGAAAGUUAAAUAAAAAAAGGUAUGAAAUGUCAAAAGGCAUAAAAUUGUUGUAAUAUUAAGUGCCCAGAAAGAAGGUAUAUCGUAACGAAAAUUACGAUAUAUUUGUUUCACCUUGUGUUAACGUUUUACUGUCAAAGACACGAACUGGUUCAGUCUCAUUUUGGGAUCUAAUUGAUUGCACUCGGACGAUGCGCGGUCAGCUCUGGGGCCCCAGGACAGAUUUGACAAAUGUGGUGUUCGCAGAGAGACGUCACUGACUUGAAAGCACGGGAGCAAGAUAGCUAAAUCAGGUUACGUGCAGAGAUAUGGAGGCACUUUGCUCCGUGAACCUUUAUGGAUGAAAACUUAACCAGUGGAAUUCGAUGAAUUUCCAUGAAAAAGUGUAUCUCACGUGUUGCAAGGGUGUUCUCUAAAUGGCUAUUCGAGGACACAUCUUGCUGCACUUUUAUAGACAGGAACCAGGUGAGUUAGUACAUUGGAAGGUGUUUUAUAGGCAAUAGUUGCAUACUCAAUUGUGAGUAAAAUUAUUUGAACAGUUGACGCCACGUGUGAAGGAAAGGCAAAGCACUUGAUUCUAUUGAACCCAAGAUCAAGUCUGCACUUUUUAACAAGAUUGUCAAUGUAAUGUUGAGGGUCGGGAUACAGAUACAUGUAGGUAUGAUCCAUUUUUAUAAAACGUGUUUAUAGGAAAGAGGAAAUAGAAUAUCAAUUUUAGGCUUGUUGCAAAAACAAUCUUGUGUAAACCAGUCAAACCUAAUAUAUUUUUGCAGCUCAGUAAAUCAAUAGGCCAUUAAAUACAAUAUUUUGCCCUGUACGUAAUAUCGAGUUGGAAAACAUUUGGCUAUACUUUGAAAAGUAUCAGAGAUAAGUGAUAUAGACACUAAAUGGUGGUUCUAAAAAUGUAACAAUCUGAGAUACCCUUUCAUGGACAGGUGCUCAGACUUGACCACCUCAAUGACUUCAAGUGCGUCAUGGGCCACAGCAUCAAAUACCUUCUUGAAGUCAACAAGUUGCUCGCAAUCAUCACCUCUCGUCCACGAGAGAGGACGUUGAGCCAGGGUGUGGCUCCUUGCCUCCCUCUCGUGCCGCUCACGGAGCGGCGAAACCCACGUGGGGUAACACAGCCCGUGACACCGCGGGGGGGGGGGGGGUAGAGUCCUCGUGUCUGUGAGCCUCAGCCGGAAUAAACACCGGGGCCCAGCUCGAUACAAAACACCUCGUCCCAGCAGAGAAGCCCCCGUUGUGGGAGGGCCGCGUGUGCACGCUGGCACCACGAGGCACGAGUGACGCAACAGGUGGUGGGGGGCACAUGACCUCGGCCAGCGCCAACGACUGAAAUUUGGCUACGAAAUAUUUAACCGAAUUUAAAAAAUGUUAUGGGUAGCGGAGGGGGAGUUGGACCUAUGCAUUGAGAACAAUAAAGGAUAUUUGGGUAGGGCGGGAAGGCGCGUGAUCACCAGAUUUGUAUCGAGCUUUGUGCCACUCACACGCCGAGAGGUGCAAUGCAGAGGUCGCCGGUUCGAUCUCCUGCCCACUGCAGUUGAAACGAUGGCCAAAUGUUUUCAAUCCUCACGCCUCUAUCCACCCGGCAGUGUAUAUUUGGGUAGAGCAUCGUCAAGGUGCGCGGCGGGGGGGGGGUGUGAAGUGCGAGGCUACUCUCACAUCUUCCAAGAAUUCUGGCCAGUGUGGAAGAAUAGGCGAAAACACACUCUCAAAGGGAGCUCUCCAGCACGAGUGGAGUGGAGAGGCCCUGCCACCAGCAGCAGCGGGAGCAGUACGUUGCGUGGCCGCCCCUUUAACUUUCACCUCUCGUGCCCUGAAGAAGCGUGCUUGUUCUAAGAGGAUUUAUGGCAGCGUCAAGACGCGGAGCGGAGUCCAUCAGAAGGGAGUGGAGCAUGGCGAAGGGCGCUGUGAAGAAUAGAUCGGGCUGCGAGGCGUAAUGGCAUUAGUCAUGAUUUAUAAAGGCAGGCAUGGCGGAUUGGUUUACAUGACAUCUUAGUUUUGCCACUUAUCAACGAUGUUUUAAAACUACAUUCCUUCGUGUUAAACAAUAUAUACUGUAAGCAUACAUGAAUAAUUUGCUGCCGGUUGCAUUUUUUCUCCCCCCAUUCAUCGCACUUAAGACGAGCAGAGCAACAGCUUGAAAGCAGAUUCAGCACCGGAGCAGUGCAGAUCUUCGAAUCGUCGUGAUCCGUGUUUCGCAGGUGUCUUACCUGUAGGGCACGCGAUGGCAUCUACCUAUAACCGUGAAUGCUUGGAUACUUAAGGAAGAUACUCCAGGUGUAAUGAUGCAUUUCGAUUCAUAGGUAAAUAGAUUCUUGCGGCUCAAACGUCGAGAAUCAAUGUUUUCUGAUUCAUGCAAAAAUUAUACGCACUCAUUUCAGCUAAUGGGAGGAAACCAGAACUGUCCAAGCCAAUCGUAAAGAGAGGAACAACCGAUACCAUCUGAGACGGUGGAAUUGGAUCGCAUCCCUGACUUGCGUCGAAUCGCCGCAACCCCAAGAGAGAAUCACGGCGAUCUUGCCGUCGGUGCUGAAGUGGCUGAUGAAAGCCAACUUCUCUAAGUUAACUUGUUUUUUUUCUUGAUUUUGGCCAAAAAAAACAAAAAACCUAAAAACACUGGCACAUGUAAUGUUAGAGAAC